Trematosphaeria pertusa is the source of this 604-nucleotide messenger RNA. RefSeq lists its product as uncharacterized. The record is from RefSeq and is a predicted model, not a curated record. Lineage: Eukaryota; Fungi; Ascomycota; Dothideomycetes; Pleosporales; Trematosphaeriaceae. The transcript has a single exon. Bases 146 to 544 code for a protein of 132 amino acids.
CUAGACUUAACAGAAUUGUAGCGUGAAAAAGGAGCUGAAACUAGCUCACAGAAGCUGGGAACCGCAGGAGAAUGCCGAGCCGAAUCGAGCGUCCUGGAACAGCGACCAUAGCACGCUCGCUGAGUCGAAUUUCAUCGUGGAUAUUAUGCUCGAUAUAAGCCAACCCAAUGGGCUUCGUAAGCUCAUUCCAGCUCGCGCGAAGUUAGACACUGGCUGCGAUGUCAACCUGAUCUCCGAAGAUUUUCUCAGGAGAGAGGGCGUAAAAGACGACGAAGUUAAGAUCCUGGAAGAAGAACGCAAGCUUCGUAGCUUCGAGAACACUCGAUACGCGUUCAACAGAGUGGUCACGCUUUCGUUUUAUCUUGACAGCAAAAAGAAAAUUGAGGAGUUCUACGUCAAGCGGGAUGAUAUCUUCGAUAUCUUCGAGGUCAUCCUCGGGAAUGAAUUCAUCGCCGAGCUCUUAGUCGGGAAGAAAUCCUGGAGAGCUCCUGAGCCAGAUUUGGCUCUCAUACUAAGUCGUGCAUGGAAGUCCAAAGGUAAGUAAUAGUCCUCGAUAACGAUAGGUGUGACUUGGACUAACUUUUUUAGCAGAGCGCCAGAAGAU